UUUGCGCGACGUUUCAUGUUUUCGCGCUUUGAUUCGUACUGAUUUUAAUCAUAAUUUUGUCCACUGUUCUGACUUAAUCUUAUAUACUACUAAAGUUUAGUAUGUUAAAAGCAGAAAAGACAUUAAGAAUGAGUAUGAAAUUUCAGUGAGCUCCGAUAAAACGAAAAUGGUACGACGGAAAGGUGAAGCAAGAUCAAGCAGAAGUCGAACCUCACGUGAAACACCCAGUAAAAGCAAAAUCAUAUACAGAAGGCGACAUGUUUUACAAGACAUCAAGUACUUGAGGAAAACUGUACAGUUACUUAUACCAAAAUCUGUUUUUAUGCGUGUAAUUAGACAGAUUAUUUCGGACCUGUUUCCUAAUUCAGGUGUUGUUAGAAUACAGGCAAGUGCAUUGGAAGCGUUGCAAGAGGCAACAGAAGCAUACAUUGUGCAGUUCUUUGAAGAUUGCACACUAUUAUCAAUGCACGCCAAACGAAUAACUUUACAAGUCCAUGAUAUGAGGCUUCUACGACGCCUCAGGGGAAGAAGUGACAUUGUCAACAAAUAAAAUAUUUUUAUACCUAUCUUGACAAUGCAGAAAUUUAACAUAUUUUAUAGUCCUUGACUGUGACAUGUCAUGUUGCUUACUUUGAUGUUAUUGUUGUGUAAGAUAUGUGCUAUCAAGGCUGCAGUAUCAAUGAUAUUUUUUAAAUAUAAAUAAUGAUAACUGUAUUGGAGUUGUAUGGCUCAAUAAGUAAGUAAUAAAUUAUUUUCUAUCUUCA
Dufourea novaeangliae is the source of this 764-nucleotide messenger RNA. RefSeq names its product histone H3.3-like. NCBI's taxonomy places the organism in Eukaryota, Metazoa, Arthropoda, Insecta, Hymenoptera, Halictidae. The transcript is spliced from 4 exons. Bases 167 to 550 code for a protein of 127 amino acids. Gene Ontology annotation, cellular component: nucleosome. The record is from RefSeq and is a predicted model, not a curated record. Gene Ontology annotation, molecular function: DNA binding; structural constituent of chromatin; protein heterodimerization activity.